ACAUAGCUAGAGUGAGAGAGAGAGAGAGAGACAGAGAGGGAAGUGACACAAAUUUGAGAAGCUGAACGGUGAACGAACAAGAUAGCUACAGAGAGAGGGUGGUGGUCCUUUCAGAGAGAACUUAAAUCCAAGAACGUUUCUUGUAAUCUGAAGGAAGUAUGGCAGUGUGGGACCUGUCUGUUACCGUGGAGGAGCUGGGCCCUGAGGCCCCGCCCCUCACUGUCAGUGUGACCUCUGACUUGCACAUAGGCGGGGUCAUUCUCAAAAUUGUUGAAAAGACACAGAUAAAGAAGGACUGGUCAGACCACGCCCUGUGGUGGGAACAGAAGCAGCAGUGGCUCCUCCGACCGGCCUGGUCACUGGACAAGUGCGGCAUCCAUGCAGACGCACGCCUGGCCUUCACCCCGCAGCACAAGCCGAUGCUCCUGGGCCUGCCCAACGGGGUGACCCUGAGGCUGCGGGCUCGCUUCUCUGGGCCCGCCUUCCAAACCGUCAUGGGCAUCUGUAAAGUUCUGAACAUUCGCCGCCCCGAGGAGCUGUCUCUGCUGCGGCCAGUAGAGGAGAAGAAGAAGAAGAAAGAUAAGGAGAUGACAGAGGAAGUGUAUGACCUCACAGGAGUACCUCUGACCUCAGCCUCGGUCCCCGGCCUGUACAACGGCAUGCCAGCUCACUUUGCGGACUCCCCCCAGACCGAGGCCGUGUAUAAGAUGCUGUCCACCACGCAGCCCGCCCCCGCGCCCGAGAUCAUCGCGAAGAUGUACCGCCCGGCCAGUGUGGUGGACAAGGCCCACAUCCACAGCAGGUGGCUGGACUCCUCUCGCUCCCUGUUGCAGCAGGGAGUGCAAGAGAACGACAAGCUGUGGCUGAGGUUCAAAUACUAUACUUUCUACGACCUGGAGCCCAAGUACGACGUUGUACGGCUCACUCAGCUGUACGAGCAGGCCCGGUGGGCUGUCCUGCUGGAGGACAUCGACUGCACCGAAGAGGAGAUGAUGCUGUUCGGUGCCCUGCAGUACCACAUUAUCAAAGUGUCACAAUCCGAACCGCAAGGGAUGAAAUCGUGCCCGGCGAUGGACGACCUGGACUCGGCUCUGCAGUGUCUGGAGGUUAAAAUGGAGGGAGAGACCAGCUCCAUGGAUAUGCUGGAAACCAUGGCAACUGUUCCAGAACUGCACGACUACCUAAAAAUAUUCCGACCUAAGAGACUGACACUGAAAGGCUAUAAGCAGUACUGGUUCACAUUCAAGGACACCUCCAUCUCCUACUAUAAGAGCAAGGAGGAAAGUUUUGGGGAGCCAAUUCAGCAGAUGAACCUGAAAGGGUGUGAGGUGGCACCAGAUGUUAAUGUGGCAGGCCAGAAAUUCUGCAUCAAACUGCUGAUCCCAGCGCCGGAGGGCAUGAAUGAGGUCUACCUACGCUGUGAAAACGAAAACCAGUACUCCCAGUGGAUGGCGGCCUGUCGCCUGGCCUCCAAGGGGAAGAACCUGGCCGACAGCUCCUUUUCCAGCGAGGUGGCGAACAUCCAGGCCUUCCUGUCCAUGCAGCGUUCCAACCCCGGGUCCCAGUCCGCCCAGGCCGACGAAAGCAUCAACACACAAAGCCUGGUGUCACCCCGCUACCAGAAGAAGUACAAGGCCAAGCAGUUAACCCCUCGGAUUCUGGAGGCCUAUCAAAACAUAGCACAGCUCUCUCUGACUGAUGCCCUCCUCAAGUUCCUCCAAAUCUGGCAGGCACUACCAGAUUUUGGGUUGUCAUACUUUGUGGUAAGGUUCAAGGGAAGCCGGAAAGAUGAGGUCCUGGGCAUCGCCAACAACCGCCUGAUCCGCAUCGACCUGGGCGUGGGUGAUGUGGUGAAGACCUGGCGCUACAACAACAUGAGGCAGUGGAACGUCAACUGGGACAUAAAGCAGGUGGCCAUCGAGUUUGACGGGAACGUGAACAUUGCGUUCAGCUGCGUGACAGCCAACUGCAAGAUUGUGCACGAGUACAUCGGCGGCUACAUCUUCAUGUCCACGAGGAGCCGCGAGCAAAGCGAAACCCUCAACGAGGAGCUUUUCCACAAGCUCACCGGGGGCCACGAGGCUCUGUGAGGUCCCUCCUGCCCUCGAAAGGAACCCCCCCUCCCCCAACCCCCACAUCCUUGUGCGCCCUACUGCACACUGUAUAUUCCAGAGACUCUUUAGCUGAAACAUCCCAUUAGUUUGUACUUACUGAAACAGUGCCAAAGUUUCAAACCCAUCCCCAGGGGACCACUGUAUCUUUUUUUUAACAGCUAUAGUUAAAUAACUACACUGAGUCAAUUGCAAAGCUUCAUUAAUCGCCAUCAAUGAGUGAUUUACAGUUUUAAAGACAGCUUUAAGUGCAGUGAGAUGGCGGGUGGGUAAAACCCAUACGUCCCCCGAGCACGGAGCGGACCAGAACAGAUUAGGAAAAUUAGAUCUCCAUUGACUUCUCAGCUCCAUUUCUGUGAUCAACAAGCAGUCUGCGUUAUUGGAGCUUUUUAAUGACAUGUUUCCUAAGGCAUUUUAACUGAUUACAAUUAUCAUUCAAUGUCUUUAUAACUAAUGAGAAAAAAAACUGGAAUCGUGGCAGGGGGAGGUAAUUGGUAUGUAGAGGAAUUGCCACAGAUUUAAAAUAUUAACAUGGUAUUACAUGCUGUAACUGCUGUACUCACAUCACCAGUCAAGUUGGACCUUUAAAGUUUUAUUAAUGCUUGCCACCAACCUAAAAAAUACUGCUGUCAAAAUGACCAUUUUCAGUUCAUUAACUAUAUACUCAAUGUGUGUGCAUGUAUUUAUGUUCUAACACAAAAUGUGGAAUGAUAUUGACACCCACUUUGGAUUGUACCUUCAUUAUGUUGUGCUAAACCUAGGCUUAAUGAUUGACCAACAGUAUCCUCUUUCAGUUUUCCGAAGCGGAAUUAUAAAUCACUAAAACCAAAACAAGAGAAACUUUUUUGAA
Molecule: messenger RNA, 2961 nt
Organism: Anguilla anguilla (European eel)
Lineage: Eukaryota; Metazoa; Chordata; Actinopteri; Anguilliformes; Anguillidae
Product: fermitin family homolog 3-like
Exons: 15
Coding region: 159-2090 (643 amino acids)
Biological process (GO): platelet aggregation; leukocyte cell-cell adhesion; integrin-mediated signaling pathway
Cellular component (GO): cell-substrate junction
Molecular function (GO): integrin binding
Source: RefSeq, a predicted model, not a curated record